Messenger RNA from Xiphias gladius (swordfish), 4308 nucleotides. It is a transcript of the gene kdm4b, whose product is annotated as lysine (K)-specific demethylase 4B. The record is from RefSeq and is a predicted model, not a curated record. The coding region runs from base 319 to 4044 and encodes 1241 amino acids. Gene Ontology annotation, biological process: chromatin remodeling. The transcript has 22 exons. Gene Ontology annotation, cellular component: nucleus. Gene Ontology annotation, molecular function: histone H3K9 demethylase activity. NCBI's taxonomy places the organism in Eukaryota, Metazoa, Chordata, Actinopteri, Istiophoriformes, Xiphiidae.
UAAAAUAUAGCUCGUGGGUGGUUCUGCGUGUAUUUGCAACUUGUGUGGAUUGCAUUGAACGUUUACGCGAGUUUCACGUUUUGCUCAUUUUGAAACGCUUCAAUUACGGUUUUUGUUCGCUGUCAUGUUAGAUAAAAUGCUAGCAGUUAAUGUUAGUUGUGCAGAGCUAUCGUCGCCCUUAGUAGCAGCAGCAGCAGCAGCAGCAGCAGCAGCAGGAGCCUGCAAUACCUGCUCUUCUGAAAUCAGUCAGCCUUUUACUCUCACCAAGCCUGGUGUGAAUUAACUAUCAAGGUUCACCUGCAACACUUCAACGACCAAAUGGCUACCGACAUGCCCAUGGACACGGUGCCGGCUCCUCACCCUGCCCCAGCCUCACCCUCAGACCCUGCCUUAGCCUCACCUCCUGCUCCCAGCUCAAGUGCAACCCAAGACCAGAUUCCCACCCAGGAGCCAGCAAUAGCUGAAACCCCUCACACAUUGGUGACCUCAGAAGAUGAUGCUGCUCCAGAUCUCAACCCAGCUCAGCCUGCUGACCCAGACCUGGCCCCAGGACUUGUUCCAGGUUCUGAGAUCCCCCCGGCCCCUCUGGUGCAACCACUGCCACCAGUCAGCGCCAAGAACCCCAGCUGCAAGAUCAUGACCUUCCGGCCCACCAUGGAGGAGUUUAAAGACUUCGCCAAAUACAUUGUCUACAUGGAGAGUCAAGGAGCUCACCGUGCUGGUUUGGCAAAGGUGAUUCCCCCGGAGGGCUGGAAGCCAAGGAGAUCCUACGACACUAUCGAGGACAUGGUGAUUCCAGCUCCCAUCAUGCAGGUGGUGACCGGUCAGUCGGGUCUGUUCACCCAGUACAACAUCCAGAAGAAGUCGAUGACUGUGGGCGAGUACCGCAAGCUGGCCAACAGCAAGAAGUACUGCACACCUCGCCACAAAGACUUUGACGACCUAGAGAGGAAGUACUGGAAAAACUUGACAUUUGUGUCACCCAUUUAUGGUGCAGAUGUCAGUGGCUCCAUCUAUGAUGAGGACAUUCAAGAGUGGAACAUUGGCCAUCUCAACACGCUGCUGGAUAUGGUGGAGCAGGAGUGUGGUAUCGUUAUUGAGGGUGUCAAUACUCCAUAUCUGUAUUUUGGGAUGUGGAAGACCACGUUUGCCUGGCACACUGAGGACAUGGACCUCUACAGCAUCAACUACCUGCACUUUGGACAGUCCAAGUCCUGGUAUGCCAUCCCACCUGAACACGGCAAGAGGCUGGAGAGACUGGCACAAGGCUUCUUCCCUGGAAGUUCCCAAGGCUGUGACGCCUUCCUUCGCCACAAGAUGACACUGAUAUCUCCAUCCAUCCUAAAGAAAUACAGCAUUCCAUUCGACAGGAUAACUCAGAAUGAAGGGGAGUUUAUGAUCACCUUUCCUUACGGCUACCAUGCUGGCUUCAACCAUGGCUUCAACUGUGCAGAGUCCACAAACUUUGCCACGCUGCGCUGGGUAGAUUAUGGCAAGAUGGCCACCCAGUGUACCUGUCGUAAGGACAUGGUGAAGAUCUCCAUGGACGUGUUCGUACGCUGCCUGCAGCCCGAUCGCUACGAGCUGUGGAAGCAGGGAAAAGACUCCACAGUGUUAGACCAUCUGAAGGCCACUGAGCUCAGCAGCCCCGAACUAGAGCGCUGGAGGCAGCAUCGUGUCACCUUCCGAGAAAACCUCCUGCGAAGGGCCAUGCAGAAGAUGAAACAGUUCCGUCGUCUGAAGCUGGAGGAGGUGAAAGUGCUGGCGGAGGAAGGCAUUGAGCUGAAUGCGUCCGAGUACCAGCGUCAGGUGGAGGAGCGCGAGGCCCAGCGGAGGCAGGAGAGGGAGGAGCGUCUAGCCAGAGAGGCCAUGAUGACCCUGGAGGCCAUGGAGCGUGAGGAGCAGGAGGCUGCUGAAGCUGCUGCUAAAGCAGCUGAGACUCCAGCCGUAGAGGCACAAGAACUCGAGGCCAAACCACCAAACUUGACAGAAGAUGGUGAGAAAAAGAAGCAGAAAAAGCCAAAGAAGAUGUCGAAUAUUCACAACGCGAUCACUGGAUUUGAGGAAGCAUUUGAGCAGUUCGCUACAUCCGGCAUCAGGAAUUCAAAGAGCGACGUGGUCAGUGAUCCAGAGGCGGGGAACCCUCUAAAGCCAAGGCAGAGUGACAUCCCAGCGGACAACAAGCUGGAUGUUAGUGCCACCCAGGCAAGCUACUCCAAGAUGAAGAAGCCAACAGAGGUGAAAAAGAGUCGCCGUCACCCCCUCAGCAAGCCACCCAUGCGCUCCCCUCUGUCCAUCGUCAAGCAAGACCCGACCAGUGACAAGGAGCUGUCCUCCCCCAUGCCGCUGGACAGCGACAUGAAAAAACAGGAGCACCUGUGGCAGAAUCACUCACCCAACUUCUUGGCAGAGAAGGCCUUCAAUGCUGCAGUGGCAGCACUCCAACCACAUUGUGCUAUCUGUUCACUCUUCUGUCCCUAUACUAAGCCACACAAAGAUGUCUCCAUUGCGAACGACACCCCGCGCUCCUCCCUUCCCCGCCAUGGCAGUCUGACUCGUCCGCUGGUCCCAGAAAUGUGCUUCAGCGUUGGGGCAGGAAACACUGAGCCUCCACCCACCAACUAUCACAUUGGAGAGGAUGGAACCAGUCUUCUGAUCCGCUGUUCAUCUUGCCACAUGCAGGUUCAUGCCAGUUGUUACGGUGUAAAGCCAGACUCUGUCAGCGAGUCCUGGAUGUGUUCCAGGUGUGCAGCAGGAGCCUGGACAGUGGAGUGUUGCCUCUGCAACUUGCGGGGAGGAGCUUUGAAGACUACCACAGAUAACCGGUGGGUCCAUGUCAUCUGUGGCAUCGCUGUGGCUGAAGCUCGCUUCGUCAACGCCAUUGAAAGGGAGCCAGUGGACGUCAGUGCUGUUCCAGAAACACGCAAGAAUCUGAAGUGCGUGUUCUGCCAUGGCAAGAAUGCCAAACAGAAUCGCGGCGCCUGCAUCCAGUGCUCGUAUGAGAACUGUGCUACCUCCUUCCAUGUCACCUGUGCCCAAAUUGCCGGAGUUGUCAUGACGCCUGCCGACUGGCCCUAUGUGGUGUCUGUCACCUGCCACAGGCAUAAAAGGGUCACUCAGAAGCCACGGACAGCACCCAAAGGCCCACAGGGUCCGAACCUGGGCCAGAGAGUGAUUGGUCGCAACAGCGAUGGCUGGUACUACCACUGUACCAUCAUAGGCAUGGCAACGCUGACGUUCUACGAGGUCAACUUUGACGACGGUUCAUACUGUGACAAUCUGCACCCAGAGAACAUAUUAAGUCACGACUGCCUCCGUAGUGGUCCUCCCGAAGUAGGGGAGUUGAUCGUGGUCAGCACGCCCGACGGUCAGAUCCUCAAUGCUUCCUUCGUUAAACAGCACACCCACAAGUACUACCAGGUUGAGUUUCAGGACCAGAGUCAGCUGAUGCUAAAACACUCGGAGAUCCAUCAGCUGGACCAGGAGCUGCCCAAGAGGGUCCGAGCCCGACUUGCCAUACCUGUACCCCAGGAGGAGGUCCCCUCAGCAGAUGAAGCCCAAGCAGCCAAACGCCGCCGCCUUCCCUCCGGCUCAGCCCAACCCACUGAGACCCCCAUGGAAACAACUAAUCCGCCCAACUGCCCCCCAACUACAGCCCCAGUAGAAGCACCAGCAGCAAAAGAUGACAGUAUUAGUACACCGCCGACCUCACAUCCUCUGUCCCAGCCCAGCAUGACCCCACAGGCUGACCCCGCUCCAACCAACGGUAUUCAGGUGGAAGCUGAGAUCCCAAUGGACACGAGCGUCAGCCUCACCGACGCUCUAACAGAGUCAUCCCUGGCCUCGGACCCCACGCUGACUCCACAGACGACCCCCUUUCAGUCGACAUUGAACUCUGACCCCCUCCUGUCUGCCCCGUCCCCUCCCCUGCCACCCCAGCACAUGUCUGACAGCUACACGCUGAGCAGCGGCUACGUUUCCUACAUGGAGGCUCUCCUCCAUUCACAUUUCCCUCAGGACGAUGGCCCCAGACCCCUGUAUUAAAAAAAAAAAAAAAAACAACUCCACUAUGUUAUUACUUGGUCAAUGGAGGCUGAGCCAAUAGAAAGUAAGCUAAUGGAGGUGGAUUCUACUGAGUGCUGUGAUAAUGGACAAUAACAUUUCUCGAACCGGCUCUGAAAGCUCAGGGCAGGAGCAGGAAGAGACACGGACACACAAGCACUCUUUUAAUGCAUGUUACUUUUCUAUUUUUGAGUUAAUGUAUUUGCAGUGGUGCUUUAGCCUGCCCUGAAGCAGCAGCUAAAGAGA